GAGGGGACCGCCAGAGAGCAGUCCGUCUCCGUUGGAUGCGCUGUUGGUCGUUCUGGUUUUAAAGCUCCAUCCUCGGCACACAGCGCCCCUUCCCCAGUCCGUCAAAACCUGAAGGACUAUGACUGAUAGAGCCAUCUCCCAAUUCAAGGUGAUCCAGUUUGGAAGAUAAAACAUCUGUGACCAGUGCAUCCUACACCCCCUCCAGAUAAAAUGAGGACUAUCUCAUUGGGCAUUGUAUGGCUGUGUCUUGGCCUGUCCCUGGAUGCUUUGUCUUUGAACGGACGGAGAAGAGAGACAGUAGAUGGAGAGAAAACUGGCGCAGCGAUCAGAGGAGAGAAGCUGCUCAAAAGAGUGAGACGCGGCUGGAUGUGGAACCAGUUUUUCCUGCAGGAGGAGUACACAGGCAGCGACUACCAGUACAUUGGCAAGCUCCAGUCGGACCAGGACAACGGCAGUGGCUUAGUCAAGUACGUUCUGUCCGGCGAGGGGGCCGGCACCCUCUUCGUCCUCGAUGAGAAUAAUGGUGACCUGCACGCAACUCGCCGCCUGGACCGCGAGGAGAAGGCUUUUUAUAUCCUCAAGGCCACAGUGGUCAACAAACGGACGGGUCAGAAGCUGGAGCCAGAGACAGAGUUCACCGUCAAGCUCCACGACAUCAACGAUAACGAGCCUCAGUUCAGCAGAGAAGUUUACACCGGCAGCGUGCCUGAGAGGUCUGAUUUCGGUACAUCAGUCAUCCAGGUGACAGCUACGGAUGCUGAUGACAGUAUGUAUGGGAACAGUGCCAAACUGGUGUACAGCAUCAGCCAGGGACACCCGUACUUCUCUGUGGACCCAAACACAGGUGUGAUCCGGACUGCCUUGGGUCCCGACGACAUGGACCGCGAGCAGAGGGAGCACUAUCAGGUGGUGAUUGAAGCUAAAGACAUGGCCGGACACAGAGGAGGGCUCACUGGAAGCACCACGAUUAACAUCACGCUGACGGACGUCAACGACAACCCUCCCCGCUUCACUCAGAGUAUUUACCAGUUCAGAGUUCCUGAGUCGUCCGUGUUCGGCACUCCAGUUGGGAGAAUCCUGGCCACCGACAGAGACAUCGGGAGGAACGCCGAGAUGUAUUUCACCAUCGUCAGUGGCGACGGCAUGGACAUGUUCGACAUUUCCACUGACAAAGACACCCAGGAGGGGGUCAUCACCGUCAGCAAGCCUUUGGAUUUUGAGAAGAAGCCGUCGUACACAGUAGAGAUCCAGGUCCAGAACACCCAUGUGGACCCUCGCUUCAUGUCCGCAGGCUCCAAAGACAUGGCUACGGUUCGAAUCGCUGUGGACGACGUGGACGAGCCACCGCUGUUCGACAAAGCCAGCUAUCUGAUGGAGGUGAAGGAAGACGCUGCAGUGGGCGUGGCUGUGGGCUCAGUCAGUGCCAUGGACCCCGACGCAGCUCGCAGCAUGGUCAAGUACUCUAUCGACCGCCGCACCGACAUGGACCGCCUUUUCAACGUCCAUCCGGGGAAUGGAUCUGUGUUCCUGCUCAGAAGCCUGGACAGAGAGGAGACCGCCUGGCAUAACAUUUCAGUCAUAGCCACUGAGUUCAAUAACCCCCGCCAGAGCAGCCAUGUCCCCGUCUACAUCCGCCUGCUGGACAUCAACGACAACGCUCCCACCUUCGCCACCACAUAUGAAACCUAUGUCUGUGAGAGGACGAAGGCCGGCCAGCGGAUCCAGACGGUGAGUGCUGUCGAUGCCGACGAGCCGUCAAUGGGACACAAGUUCUUCUUCAGCCUGGCUUCUGAGGGGACCCACCGCAGCAACUUCACUGUCCGGGACAACGGAGAUAACACUGCUGGCAUUCUCACACGUCGAGCCAGCUACAGCCGCCUUCACCAGAGCAUCUACCUGGUUCCCGUGGUGAUCACCGACGGCGACUACCCCAUGCAGAGCAGCACCGGCACUCUCACUGUGAGGGUGUGCACUUGCGACCGUGAAGGCAACAUGGAGCUGUGUAACGCAGAGGCUCUAAGCAGCUCUCCUGGUCUCAGCACGGGAGCACUCAUCGCCAUCCUCCUGUGUGCCAUCAUACUGCUGAUGAUCGUGGUCCUGUUCACCGCUUUGAAACGCCAACGGAAGAAGGAGCCGCUCAUCAUCUCCAAGGAGGACGUCCGGGACAACGUGGUGAGCUACAACGACGAGGGGGGCGGAGAGGAGGACACCCAGGCUUUCGACAUCGCGCUGCGACACCCGGACGCCGCCGCCGCCGUGUUGGAGGAGUCGGCCAAACAGCGGCGAGACAUCAUCCCCAGCGACACCCUGCUGUACCCGCCGCGCCGCCGCCUCCACCCCGCCGCCUCCGGCCUCGUCAUGCCGCCGGUCAGCGUGGUGUCGCGGGACAACGGGGACGUACGCGAGUUCAUCAACCAGAGAGUGCUGGAGAACGACUGUAACCCGACGGCGCCGCCGUACGACUCGCUGGCCACCUACGCCUACGAGGGCGCGGGCUCGGUGGCCGAGUCGCUGAGCUCGCUGGGCUCAGCGUCGUCCGAGGCGGAGCAGGACUACCACUACCUGAGUGACUGGGGGCCCAGGUUCAGGAAACUAGCUGACCUGUACGGGGCUGAGACGGGGACUUCUCCUAACAGAGACACCACGAACACACCGUCACGAGGAAAGGUUUUAGUUUUGACCGAUGCAGGGCCGAGGACAGCCACAUCUAACUCACACAAACUCAAUAUUAGAGAUCGUAUACAUAACCGAUGAGCUUUAAGGGUGCUCUCAGCGAUGUUGGGUGAGGUCACUUCUUGUUGACGUUCAAAGUAUUUUCAAACAAAACCCCCACCUCCAAAUCCUUCUUGUCUGUUAUUGGGUGGAACGCCGUUUGUGAUGUUUGGUGGUGCAGGUUGGCGCAGUUUGUUUUUGUUGGCGUUUGUGGAGCCUGGGCUGUCUACAGAGAGCGCGUUUUUUUUUACAGUGUGUUCAGGGGACAGGCAGCCCGCAAAAAAAUUCUUUUUUGUAAAAAACGUGUGACAUCGCUUAGAGCACCUUUAAGAAAAUCUGAAAACGUACUAAAUACAGACGAGCCACAAUCCACAUGAUGAACCAACAGAUGUGCUGGGCACGUUCAAGAACGCCACCUGAUCCUUGACCUGUUUUCACUGCACAUGGAUCCAAAAAAAUGGAGCAUACCAAGUCAUUUUUAACAGUCUAAAGUCUGAAAUAUCUGAUUUUGGGGAAUGGGAACUAAUGGAUGUAGAAAUGUAAAUUAACCAGCGUAACCAGUGAAGCACAAAAACCUUCAGCUCCACUUCUUCAAAGACUCAUUUCAGUCCUGAAUGGAGUUUUGAAUUAAAAAAUUGGAGUGUAUUUUGUAUUGGAAAUUGGACUUGAAAUAUUUUCAGGCUUUGCUUUAAUCUCUCCUGGGUUACCAAAAAAAAACCAUUUUGCAGAGUGUUUCAUGUGGCUUUACAUUUGCCAUUCAAGGCAAACUGAACGGAGGAAAGUGUUGGGAAAGAGGUCAAUCAAGAAAACUCCCCCAGUGUAGUUAUUUCAGGACUGGACCACACACACUUACCUCUGCAGAUUUAAGGUGGAGAGUGUGGGUUAAGACAGAUUUUUUUAGUUUUUUUUUUUUUUUUGACUAAGUGCCCUUCUGCUGCCCUUCGAGGCUGAACUGUGGAUGCCUGUCGGUUGGCUGAGACUGGGGGGGGGCUAAUGACUCUUAACAUGACUGCGUUUUGUCUUUUUCGCUGUCUUCUACUAAAAGGACCAUUCCAGAGGAACCGUUCUGAAGGAUCCUCGCUUGAAAAUCGCCUUCUUCGGGACACAGAGUAAAAAUAUAAAAUAAAAAAAGGACAACUCGUGUGACUAAAUGCACUGAUUUCUUUAUGUUUACGCAGGUUUUUACAUUUUCUUUGGUUGAUUUUUUUUUUUUUUUGUGCUGCACACAAAAAGAAGAAUACAUUUUCAUGGCAUAAUUUCUAGAUUUUUAGCUUAAGUGUAUAUUGUGUCAGAAAUGUGGUUGAACUGAGUUAUAUUGGAAGUAUACUAAGUUCUAUAACGCUUUGAUUUCACUGCAGUCUUUUUUUCUAUAACAAAAUACAAUUUCAGAUAUCAUAUGUUGAACAAUGUUAAAUAAAGUAUUUUCAUUGAGAAUAUGCUUGAUAUUUCCAUGAAGGACAUGGAGAAGCCUUGGUUUCCCAGUAGAGCUGUAGAUACUGUUUGAGUGUAAAUGAACUUACCAAACUGUGCAUCAAGCCAUUUGUAAGGCAAAUAUUUGGGUUUUGGUUAAAUACUACAGCUUCACUAAUCAAUAUUUUUGUAAUAAAAAUGGAUCAAAUAAUUACAUGUAAUGUGAAAGGGUUCGAGUGUGGUGACAGGCCUCCAGGUAAUUACUCUACGGAGUGUUCAGCUCAUUGUUUUGGGUUUUGAUUGAGUCUCGCUGCGCUCAUUGAUCUCAUUUUCCAGCAGGGAACUGGUAAACGUAGCGAAGCAUUUAUCAGCUGAAAAAAGACAGAUACUUUAUUUUUGGAGUUGGUGGAGACCAAACCAGAGCUAAAAGGAGCGAGAAUAUUAGACUAGGGAUGUCACGAUAUAUAUCGAUGUACGAUACUCAAUACCAAAGUCGAUACCAACGUGUGUAAAGGAAAAAAGAAAAGAAAAAGAACGAUAACAACUCCCAGACAGCAAGCACGUUUAGUUAAGUCUGUUUCUCUCUGCCGUUGUUUUUUCACAUAGAACCGAGCAGGUUAAAGUUAACUUAACUGACGCUAUAGAGGUCCGCUAAAACCAGCGCUAAAGUUAGCUAAUGUCAGCUAUCGGAGCUAACGUUAGGCUGCGACAGAGAAACAGACUUUACUUUUGGUCUGCAAGCUCCAGGUGAAGUCGUGAAAGCCGUUGCUGUAGAGGUUGUGUUACAGUAAAGCCAGAGGCUGACUGCGGUCAAGCCGCCGAACACAACGACGGAGAUGAGGCGCGAUUCUGUUUUUCUGUGCUGGUCGCCUUUCUUCUUCUUUUCCAACAACAGUUUACACUUUAGGGCGUAUAUUUUGGCCCCGUCAGGUUCUGGAAGAAAUGCAUCCCCCGGUACCUACGGUACUGUAGAAAAACGAGUACCGUCACGUUUUCAGAAUUUUGGUACCGACUCGGUACCGAGGUACCGGGUCUCCCGACAUCCUAUAUUAGACUUACAUCUGUCAGGUGAACACAAGCAUAACACCAAAAGAAUGCUAAUGUUGCUCCCUAUCUGCUGGACGUCACCAACUGUUUACCCACACAUUAGCCAUAACAAAGAAUAAUGUGAUAAUAUUUCAAAGUUUUAUAAAAUAAAUAGUUUAACAUUUUGGGAAUAUUGGUCAAGAGUUAGAUGUGAAGAUUGAUACCACUCUCGUGUCUGUACGGUAAAUAAGCUCCCGCAAAUAGCUGCUUAGCUUAUGUUAGCUUAGUUUAGCAUUAAGACUGAAAAGGAGGAAACAGCUAGCGUUAGCAUGGCUCUUUCCAAAGUUAACUAAAUUCACCUACCAGCACCUCUAAAGCUCACCAGGCAUCAUCCUUUGUUCAAUACAGAAACCAAAGUGUAAAACCAAACAGAUUAGGCUUUUAUUUUUUAUUUAUUGUCUGGGUGUAGUAACUUCUUAGAGUCUUCCCUGGUUGCCUGGCAAACCGCAUGUUGACGACAAGACUGCCAAGUGGCCAAAAAAAAAAAAGCAAUAAAUGCCGGUUUAGAGCAAAUUAAUUAGCAAAACGUGCUAAGCAGAUUAUCUUGACACCAAACAAAUUGGAGAAGCAACGUGCCAAAGCAUUUUGGAUUCAACACUGUAGAUUGAUUCUAAAAUUGUGGGUAAAAAUGACAUAAGCCUGUUUGACGCAACUGUCUUACACUAGCUUUUUCACAACAGGAAAUCCCCAAAUGAUCACCUGUUAGUGUCACUUUAGACGCAGCAGAGGCACCACGGAUGAACAGGACAACGUCAGAAACAAUGUACCGUGAGUUUAGGAUUUUGCUCAGUUGCUUACGUUCAAAUAAAAAAAUAGAUACUUUUAUUUAUUUUUUUGCAUUUUAGGCCUUUAGCGGGGGAAUGACGUGCAUUUGGGUUGCGCGCUCUACCAGGUGAGCUACUCAGGCGCCCCAAAUUAAUUUGAACAAAUUGUGUGUUGGGGCUCAUUCGUUCAAACAGCCCUACUUCACAGCCAGCAUUGCAGCUCGAAUGUCUUUCAGCGACUGGGAACCUCAUUUAUAGCUAUUAUUAUUAUUAUUAUUAUUAUUAUUAUUAUUAUUAUUAUUAUAUGUUAUUUCCUGCUCGUACUUGUUUUCUCCCAUGCUCUCGCAUUGUUUGAGGAUAUGGUGACGAAGGUAUCACGGCACAGAUUUCCCUCGCUGCUUUGUCUGAGAAAACGAGAAAAAAAAUAAACAGCGUAUUAUUUAACGGCUUUAUUGGCUACGUUAUAUUCAGCCCGCCCUUGUGUCUCGUUCAAAGACAUCACGAGAGACAUUUUUCUUGUUCAAUGUUGUAAAUUAGCCGACACCGGAAGGCGGCGUAGUCUAGUCAUCGUUUGGCUUUGAUGUCACAGAAGUCACUGAAGCAAAAGGGUCACAACCACAACAGUCAACCUCAGCGCUGUGUUUAAAUAUAACACAUUUCAAGUGAGGGACGAAACUAUGAAGUCGGGAUCAUUUGCUGUAUUCCGAUUUUUUUUUUUUGUUAUCCUGAAUUAAUAUCAGGAGUGUGUAUUGUGUGUUUUGGCAGUUCCAGUGAAAGCAACAGUUUGUUCCAGUUGUGUUUUGUGACCGUGCUCUGCUCUGGAGGCUUAAAAAGUGAAAUGUCCACAUAUUUUUUUUCUUUGUAUUGUAAUCUUUUUGUACCAAAUAUUUAUAGGACACGAUGAUGAUGAUGAUGAUGAUGAUAUUCUGGAAGGACCAAAAAAAAAAAAAAAAAAGAUACUGUCCAGCUUCACUGUUUUUUUUUUAUGUCAUUUUGGAGGUGUGAAACUCACUGUGGGCAAUCUACCAUCCGUAUAUGAUGUAUUAUCAAGUUGUAUAAUUUUAUGAAAAUAAAAUUUUACAGUGAAAGAAA
This is a messenger RNA of Perca fluviatilis (European perch), 7064 nucleotides long. It is a transcript of the gene cdh6, whose product is annotated as cadherin 6. The record is from RefSeq and is a predicted model, not a curated record. Gene Ontology annotation, cellular component: plasma membrane; catenin complex; adherens junction. NCBI's taxonomy places the organism in Eukaryota, Metazoa, Chordata, Actinopteri, Perciformes, Percidae. Gene Ontology annotation, molecular function: calcium ion binding; cadherin binding. Gene Ontology annotation, biological process: cell-cell junction assembly; homophilic cell-cell adhesion; multicellular organism development.